AUGAGACCCUUAAAGCAACGUCAUGCCAAGGCAACCCUCCUCUACUUUUACUAUGUCGUGCCAUCGAUGGCCGGCGUUAUGUCACCAAUAACAAUCAUCAAUUUCUCUCCUGCGCCAAUUGACCUUGACUUCACCUUUCCCAGCAAAUGCGUUUAUUACGAUUUCAACCCGGAUUCUCUGAGGGGAUACUACAGCGCUUACCGAAGCCCUGACCUUGUGCGCGACCAUGGUUCCGGCUAUGUCAGUCUGAACAAAUAUCUCCAAGGCUUCAAGACCUACUUUGGCAUUCCGGAUCUCGAACAGGGCCUGCAAGGCGCUGUGGGAAGAUACCGGCUCCCACCAUUUUCAGGAGCCGUCCCGCCCCCGUUUUCCGUUCACCAGAUUCAGAUGGACGGCUCAGGGAGCUGCUUUGGCAAGGACUCCUGGAAGCAAUUCUCUAUCGAUACACCGCGUAGCUUCAAUGUCUACGAGUUGCGGGACCCAUCUCAGUCGAACUGGGAGAUAACCAAGUUCCUCCAUGACAGGUAUAUCACGGUUGAUAUUGGUAAAGGAGGUUAUGCAGGGGUUGGGUGGGUUGUCGGCUAUGCUAUCCUGGGAGCGGCGCUUGUGAUCCUCGUCGCGGCAAUCGCUUGGCCUGUUGUAGCUGUCGGCUCAGGAGCGACGGGUAUCGGUGGCCUUUCAUUGUCCGUCCUCAGCGAAAUGUCUCUUACUUUCGAUGCGGGAGUCCCUUUUAUCAGCUCUUUGAGCUCGAUAGGAAAACGACAAGACGACAGCGGCUCAGACGACACAAUCAAUGUCCAAGUCGGCGCUAUAGGGAUAUCUGGUGACAGCAGCCAACUCAACAAUAAUUUCACGGUUACCGUUCCCAACAACAAUGUCCUUCGCGCCGAUGGAGUCCCUUCUGAGUACUCGUCAAGGCCUAUACUGGAUUUCUACGAUCUCUAUUCCAGGAUACCAAUCGAGAAUCGCCAGGCAUGUCUUUUCAGCGCGCCUGGCCUGCAAGACCAGAAUUGCUAUGUUGCAGGUACUGCGAUCAUUAUUCAGGCCGAUGGGACCCCCGUGGCAUACCCCCUCCCAGACGUGUCACAUGCAUAUUGA
Molecule: messenger RNA, 1098 nt
Organism: Cyphellophora attinorum
Lineage: Eukaryota; Fungi; Ascomycota; Eurotiomycetes; Chaetothyriales; Cyphellophoraceae
Exons: 1
Coding region: 1-1098 (365 amino acids)
Source: RefSeq, a predicted model, not a curated record